Molecule: messenger RNA, 285 nt
Organism: Staurois parvus
Lineage: Eukaryota; Metazoa; Chordata; Amphibia; Anura; Ranidae
Source: the annotation of a GenBank genome assembly
GAGCAGGGGCGGACUGACAACUCAUGGGGCCCCUGGGCAAUAGGGGAUCAUGGGACCCCUGUGUCCUUGCCCAAACUCAAAAAAGCCUAUGAAAAAGGUACCAGGGGCAUCUCAUGGGGCCCCCUACUGACCCCAGGCCCUCGGGCAAUGCCCGAGUUCCCAAAUGGUCAGUCCGUCCCUGUCCCGUAAUAAACAGAAUAAUAGAAAUGGUAAUCAAACAACACAGAGACCACAAGGAUCCAAAACUUUCUUGACAACAUCUUGCUUUUUCCUUUUUACAUCUUU